CAAUGGUCCGCCUUGUCACAAGGCAGCUAGCCAUGUCUCUACCAUAGAUGAAGCUACUCUAAGGGCUGGCACAUAUAACUACGUCCUGGCGUCCCAGAAUUCAUUUUGAAGCAUUAAGUCUGCACGUUAAGAGGAAAUUCCAUUCUCUUCGUGGCCAGUUUGGAUGAUGCAGUUACACUGGAAAUGAAUGAAUCUAUCAAACGAGCGCAUCGAAAACAAUUCUUAAGAAAUCACCACAGAUUCAGCAGUCCGUUUUCUGCGGGAGCUGAGUCAAACGCUGGAAAACAACCUAUCCAGCGAUCAUUCAGUAGCUCUCUAUCCAAAGAUGGCCAUUCUAGUGUUUCCUCGACCAGUAACUAUCAUGAUGGUGUCCUCAGUCCAGCGGUCCCAUUAGGGCGACCGAGAUCUGCAUACGCCUCACCAGACGCGCCUCGUUUGCAGGAUCUUGAUCUGCAUGGAAGGAGUAGAAAUCCUGCGGAACGCUCUUUCACCGCAAAGAAAGAUCACAAUUCGCGAUCGCCUAUCUCCAAGGCUAGAGUCCGGAGCGCAUACGAGCGCCGGAAGAGGACAGCUACGUCUGAAGAACGUGGAAACGUAGGAAGCCCAGUGAGGAUACGAAGGACAGUCUCUACUAAGGAUCAGCCACGGAAACCGCAAGAAUCGGGGAUGGCUAUAAAUCCUUUAGACAUGGAUGAUACCGGGGCUGUCUUGGCGGAAAACUGGCACGAUGCUGCAACAAAUGCAGUUUCCGCGAAAGCGCUGGAUCGCUCCGGUAACACUCAGGCUGAGCAUCAUAAUGUGACCAAUAAAUCUGAGCGAAGAUUGUCAAAUAGCUCAGCCAGUGGUAUGUUUCUCCAACCGGAAACACACCCCAUCACAGAGGAUCAGUUGGUCAACGAGGUCCGCGGGAUAUAUGCUGGAUUGGUAAUGGUUGAAAAGAAGUGCAUGGAGAUCGAUAAACGGCAGUCUCAAUCACGGGAUGCACUUGACGAUCGUCAAUGGCAAGCAUUGAUUGCUUUGCACCGCACGCUCUUGCAUGAGCAUCAUGAUUUCUUCUUAGCUUCCCAGCAUCCCUCCGCAAGUCUGGGUCUGCGAAGAUUAGCCGAGAGAUAUGCUAUGCCAGCGCGCAUGUGGCGCUAUGGGAUUCACUCAUUUUUGGAGUUACUGCGGCACGGGCUUCCUGAUUCAUUGGAACAUAUGCUGACCUUCAUUUAUAUGGCAUAUUCUAUGAUGACACUCCUCCUCGAAAGUGUGCCAGCCUUCCAGGAUACCUGGAUAGAAUGCCUCGGUGAUCUAGCAAGAUAUCGAAUGGCUGUGGAAGAAGUAGACAUGCGGGAUCGAGAAGUCUGGUCUGGUGUGGCACGGUAUUGGUACAAUAAAGCUGCUGAUAAGAAUCCGGACGUGGGAAGGAUACAACAUCACCUCGCUGUGCUGGCGCGGCCAAAUAUCGUCCAGCAGCUCUUUUACUACACGAAAUCACUUGUCAGCGUACAGCCAUUUCCUAGUGCUAAGGAGAGUAUAUUGCUGCUCUUCAACCCGCUUCUGGAUCGUUCGAGGCCUGUCAGCGAGCGCUAUCCAGCAGCCAUUGCUGCAUUCGUCAGUGCUCAUGCCACAUUGUUUGUCAACGGCUCGAUCCAGCAGUUUAUCGAAUUAUCAGACAAGUUCCUACACUUACUUGACAAUUACAUAGCCCGGAGCGGGACACUUUUCCGCGAGCAUGGCGUACACGUGGUGUGCUCCAAUUAUGCGGCUAUUCUAGAGUAUGGUCAGAAGGAUGCCAUCAUUCCAAUUGAGUUUUCCCCUGAAAGGACGCAGCAUCUGGAUCAACAGGAAGUAUACCAGUCGGCCCGAGAAUUCUGGAAAGCCUCAAACCAUACAAUGCCACGUGAGGCUCCUACCCUUCUCCGGGAAACUGCCUCAACAAAAGCAGACAGCGCAUUCUCCAGUUCAGAAGAAAUUCUCGCCCAUGCAUCUUAUCUAUCGUUUUCAACGUUAGCGGUCAUUCUUCAGCGUCUAGGUGACAAGAACGUGCUUCCAAGUGUCCACGUCUCACUAGCAUUUUUAUGGUGUUUUGCAUUGAAUCCCAGGGCCAUGCUUCAUAUCCAGCAAUACGUGCCUUGGGUACGUAUUGCUAGCUUCCUCAAUACAUUAAUUCGCUCCGAUAUCGACAUGGAAAGAGUUGAGCACGAAGAAUUCCCGCAUCCUGAGCCUGGAAUAGCUGCACAGUUACCUGAAGACUUCCUUAUCCGUGGUCAAAUGUGGAGCCAACUGUACCAUCCAAAAGGCUUCUUUAGCAGCUGUACCGGUGAAGAUGAGGAACGUUCAAUUGAAUUCCCAUCGAUUAUCGUUCCGCGAACGCAUCGGUGCUUGUGGUUAGGAAUGCGCAUCGCGUCGCUCGAGUGCUGGAUUACAUAUAAUCGUGAAACGAGGACCUUUGCGGCGACAGCAUUCGCUUUCGACCUCGAGAACACAAUGAGACAACCAAAUAUGAUUGAUCGGAAAUCGAAAACUUUAUCACCAGAUCCGAAAGACAGAGAUACGAAGAUGACGGACGUGUAGUUGCUCAAUGAGUAGUCAUUCAUAUGCCCUUGAUGACUAGGACAGCUCUAUCAACCAUGAAAGCGUCAGAUAGAGGUACUAACAUCUAGUUUGUCACAGCUAGAACUAUACGCCUCGACUAUCUAUGUAAGGAGUCAUGGUCUGAUCAAUUUACCCUGUAUACCUUUUGGGAUGUGACAGUUAACCAUCAGAUCGAACUCUUCUGAAACAUAUCGAACAGACAUAGCACUGGACUCUAUCCUUUUUUUUUUGUUUCUUAACUACGCACCACUCAAUAUUUAAAAGCAUGAAAGACGCGCAUCCAACGGAUCAAGAGAAACUGUGAUAAAUGAAUAAUCGUAGUAGAGCUUAAAAUGCAGAUAUUUAUAACGUGAAACAUA
Messenger RNA from Paecilomyces variotii, 2939 nucleotides. RefSeq lists its product as hypothetical. The transcript is spliced from 6 exons. Gene Ontology annotation, biological process: nuclear-transcribed mRNA catabolic process, nonsense-mediated decay. Gene Ontology annotation, cellular component: telomerase holoenzyme complex. Lineage: Eukaryota; Fungi; Ascomycota; Eurotiomycetes; Eurotiales; Thermoascaceae. Gene Ontology annotation, molecular function: telomeric repeat DNA binding; telomerase RNA binding; protein binding. The record is from RefSeq and is a predicted model, not a curated record. The coding region runs from base 184 to 2559 and encodes 791 amino acids.